ACGCGUUCAUAAGCCACUAGUUUUAUUUCUUACACCGCAAUAAUUAAUCAAAGCACCUUCGGGGGUAAUGUUCUCUUUUUCACUACCAUCGAUCAAAUCAUCAAAUUAUUAAUUAUCAUACAAGAAAAUACAAGAAAGAUUAAUUCUCAAUCCAUCAUUCAUUCUCAUAAACUUAACAAGACUCUGAUCUGAUCAUCACAGAUACAUUUUUGAAGACCUAUCAUCAUCAUCAUUGUCAACAUGGCUUAUCCUUAUCCAGCACAGCCAUCUGCCUCUGCACCAAUGCCGCCACUCCCCACCGCCGCCAUAUUCGGUCCUCAAUAUUGUGCUCCGUAUCCGGUGGAUCUUGCCGUGGUGAAAAAGGUGAUGACCAUUUCAGACGGAAACUUCGCUGUUACUGAUGUCAACGGCAAUAUUGUCUUCAAAGUUAAAGGCUCUCUCUUAACCCUCCGUGAUCGCCGUGUCUUGCUUGAUGCUGCUGGUAACCCCAUCACCACCCUCCGUCGUAAGAUAGUGACUAUGCAUGAUCGGUGGGAAGCUUAUAGGGGUGAAAGUACACAUGCUAAAGAUCUUAUAUUUACAUUGAAGAGAUCAUCUCUAAUCCAGAUGAAGACCAAAUUAGAUGUGUUUCUAGCUGGUAAUACCAAAGAAGAUGUUUGUGAUUUUAAAGUUAGAGGUAGUUGGUUGGAACGAUCUUGCAUUGUUUAUGCUGGUGAAUCUAACAACAUUGUUGCACAGAUGCACAAAAAGCACACUGUUACGAGUAUUUUAAUGGAUAAAGACCAUUUCUCAGUCACGGUUUAUCCCAAUGUUGAUUACGCUUUCAUAGUGGCAUUAAUCGUGAUUCUUGAUGAGACUAACGAAGAUGAAAAAGAUUGAUGAUUAGAGGUUUAUGGUUUUAUAUUCAUCAAAUAUUAAGUAAUAUGUUACCCAUGUGUUAUUAAAUUAAGUGGUUUGCAUAUUAUAUUGAAUUGUCAUGGCUAUUUUGUGUUUGUUCAGACAUAUGUAAAAGUCACACAAAAUACUCUGUUUUUUCUUUUUUGAAAAAGUACCUAUUUAGAGACAAGUUGUGUGUUAAUAAUAUGCUUGAAUUCUGAAGUA
Molecule: messenger RNA, 1101 nt
Organism: Medicago truncatula (barrel medic)
Lineage: Eukaryota; Viridiplantae; Streptophyta; Magnoliopsida; Fabales; Fabaceae
Product: protein LURP-one-related 10
Exons: 3
Coding region: 241-879 (212 amino acids)
Source: RefSeq, a predicted model, not a curated record